AUGCGAGGUUGGCAGCCGUUGAAACAUAUCGGUCUUGCUAUUACCUUCGCCAAUGACGAUUGGGAGGUGGGACGCAUUAAAACUGACUAUUCUAGAAGAGUUACUAUCCACGAACGCCGUAUCAGCCUUAAAUCUUCUGCUGAGACUGGGUGUAUUAUCUGCCGUCAAGUAUGGAAGCAGCUACUCGCUGACGACAGACUAUCGAAAAAUGGCAAUAAUUCCCCAAGAUUUCAGCAAGACACAAACUUACCGCUCGGCAUGUGGGUUAAAUCGACAUCAUCGGACGUUUCUACUACCAAACAUCUGGUUGUGGGAAUAUCUUCCAAAAAGCAUCUGGAUACCGUUAGUUUCACGGUUAUACCACGUACUGGAAACUCGGAUCCUGCCCCUAAAAUUGUUCCCAACGCGCAUUUAUCAUCAACAUCCGAGGCGAUCGAACUGUGGCACCAGUGGUUCUAUACCUGUUCAGUAUCUCAUUCUAAAUGCCGAACCCUGAGCGAUCGCCCAAUGUCUGUAUUUAAGUCAAAACGACUGGUGGAAAUCAUCAAUGACGCCGACGGAAACCAUCAACAAUGGCGACUUGUGUUGGGCGCCUAUGUACAAGACCUUGACUACCUUACUCUGAGCCAUUGCUGGGGAUGGACUAAACAUCUCAGUCUCACGAAACACAACUACCAUGUGUUGAAGGCGACUUCACUCAUCUCUACUUUACCGACUACCUACCGUGACGCGCUCGUUGUUACGGCAGCCUUGGGGAAACAAUAUAUAUGGAUUGAUUCCCUUUGCAUCUUGCAAGAUGACGAGGAGGAUUGGAAAUCUCAGUCUUCAGUGAUGGGUCUAAUCUACAAAUAUUCUGCAUGCAACGUAGCCGCGGCCUGGGCAGAAAACUCUUCCAAUGGUUGCUUCUCACCCAAAGAAGCACCGACUAUAAUUACUCUGGCAUCAACCGAGUUCUUUGUGGAAGAAUCACUUUAUUCAGCGCCUUUUCACCAGAAAGAUAUUUGGGAUGCACCGUUGAAUAAGAGAGCCUGGAUGAUCCAAGAGCCUCCUACGUGGUCGUGGAUAAACCUCGAUGGGCCCGUGGAAUAUGAUCGUGCCUACGUGCGUGAGUCUGCCGAUACAAAACUAGUCGAGGUUCUUGAAGCUUCGAUCGAGUCUAAUGAUCCGAACAGACUGCACAGCUUCGUGUCUUCGAAACUACGUCUGCGAGGGAUUGCCUUAUGGGGUUUCCUCCAAGACGCAAACCCAAACCAGCUUGGUCUUGGAGGGUACCUUGUUCGGCCUUCUGCUAUAUUCAAAAUGAACGAAUCUCCCGAAAGCCCGGGAAAAUACUCUAUUACGAACCCCACUAUUACCCUUCAAUGGGAUGAGUACCAACUGUCACUUCCUAAGGACUCGCAGCGCUAUCAGGAACUUCUGCAGCAACGCACUGGACAACUACUGAUCCUACCAGUAGGUGUGAAUCAAGUUUGUGUUAGGCUGGGUGUAGUUGAUAUAUGGGGAUAUGACUUUGCCGGAUACUUUUGGGAGAGAUUGGGGCUGCCCAAGUGGUUUGCGGGCGUUGACCGAAUUGAUCUUAACGAUCCCCUUCUGAAUGGUCUAGUACAAGAGGUGACUAUUCAAUAA
Fusarium venenatum is the source of this 1626-nucleotide messenger RNA. Lineage: Eukaryota; Fungi; Ascomycota; Sordariomycetes; Hypocreales; Nectriaceae. The record is from RefSeq and is a predicted model, not a curated record.